Molecule: messenger RNA, 4669 nt
Organism: Malania oleifera
Lineage: Eukaryota; Viridiplantae; Streptophyta; Magnoliopsida; Santalales; Ximeniaceae
Product: DExH-box ATP-dependent RNA helicase DExH3
Exons: 19
Coding region: 280-3885 (1201 amino acids)
Cellular component (GO): intracellular anatomical structure; nucleus
Molecular function (GO): RNA binding; ATP binding
Source: RefSeq, a predicted model, not a curated record
CUCUUCUUAACUCUCAAUUGGAAUUAACGGUGAGGCUUGGGGUUUAAGGUUUGACAGUGAGUCCAUAACUGGAAUUUUAUCGCGAUGAUGGUCGAACUCCAGCCGCAGACGGUGCAUGGGAUACAAAUACAGAACUGCCGCCGCCUUCUCAGACAGGGCCCUGCCUGCAACUUCUUGCUGGGCUCUCUUCAUCCCCUCUCCGUCAAAGCCCUAGUCUGAAUAAAUGCAACAGCAGCAUCCGCCGAACUAAACCAGCUGCGCAUACUCCCAACUCCCAUCAUGCCCUGCUGCACCAUGUUUAAGGGCCAUGUCAGAUUAAGCCCUCUUCUCACCAUGCCCCUCACACACGGACUCUUCAUCACUACAUCCUUCUGUACUUGCCGCAAAACCCCUAGGCUUCUAAAGCCCUUGUAUCUUGCGGCCAUGAAGUGCCAAACUUCAGUUCUCGGCCCCUUUUUCAUGCUGCCUGCGCCUUGUAUGAGGUCUGUAGUCACGUUUGCGGCUUCGCCCAGGGCCGGCACAGGGGCAGUGGUGAUAGACUGGAGGAAGAGGAACGUGGCGUUGCAAUUUAUGCUUCAGCAGAACUCAAGGUAUGGGCGGUAUGCGUACGAGGAUUUGUCAGAGGAUGAGGAUUCUGAUCGGGAGAUUCAGUCGCAUCAGAAGCAAAUGUGUGCUUCUACCCUUGAUAACAUUGAUGAGUGGAAGUGGAAGUUAACGAUGCUUAUACGCAACAAUGAGCGAGAAGUGGUGUCAUGGGAGAGAAAGGAUAGACGUGAUUUUGAGCAACUCUCAGCACUUGCAACAAGGAUGGGCUUAUAUAGUCGUCAAUACUCAAAAGUGGUUGUCUUUAGCAAAGUCCCGCUGCCAAAUUAUAGAUCUGAUUUGGAUGGUAAGCGGCCACAGAGGGAGGUCAUACUACCUUUUGGGUUACAAAGAGAAGUAGAAGUUCACCUUAAAGAAUACCUUACUCAGAAGUCUCUGGGGAGGGGAAGUUUUUCAGACAAUGCCUUUUCUAGAUCAAGCAGUGGUGGCAGUAAUUGUACUGAUGAAAAACUUGAUGUGCGACACGAAUCCUCAGUACAGAUGAGUGCUGCUAGGGAGAAAAUCCUCCGGCCAAAAAGUUUGCGACUGCGUAGUCAACAACAAGAGUGGCAGGAAUCUCCAGAAGGCCAAAAGAUGCAAGAAUUUCGCAGAAGUCUGCCGGCGUACAAAGAGAAGGAUGCAUUAUUAAAAGCCAUUUCUCAAAAUCAGGUAGUUAUUGUGUCAGGUGAAACUGGUUGUGGAAAGACUACACAACUUCCUCAAUACAUUUUAGAAUCUGAGAUUGAAGCUGCUCGUGGAGCUGUCUGUAGUAUAAUAUGUACUCAGCCCAGACGAAUUUCUGCUAUGGCUGUUUCUGAAAGAGUUGCUGCAGAGAGAGGGGAAAAAAUUGGAGAAUCUGUUGGUUACAAAGUUCGUUUGGAGGGAAUGAAAGGGAGGGACACCCGCCUUCUCUUCUGUACUACUGGCAUAUUGUUGAGGAGACUGCUUGUUGACAGAACUUUGAAAGGUGUUACACAUGUUAUUGUUGAUGAGAUUCAUGAACGUGGAAUGAAUGAAGAUUUUCUUCUUAUUGUCCUUAAAGAUUUGCUUCCUCGCCGACCGGAAUUGAGGUUGAUUUUAAUGAGUGCAACCCUAAAUGCUGAGCUUUUUUCCUCCUACUUUGGUGGUGCUCCAAUGAUCCAUAUUCCUGGUUUUACAUAUCCAGUUCGUAGUAACUUUCUGGAGAAUAUUCUUGAAGCAACUGGAUAUAAGUUAACCCCGUAUAACCAAAUUGAUGAUUACGGUCAAGAAAAGAUGUGGAAAAUGCAGAAACAAACUCUCAGAAAGAGGAAAAGCCAACUUGCUUCAGUUGUUGAGGAUGCACUGGAAGCUGCUGAUUAUAGGGAGUACAGUCUACGAACUCAGGAGUCUUUAUCCUGUUGGAAUCCAGAUUCUAUUGGUUUUAACCUCAUUGAGCAUGUACUUUGCCACAUAGUUAAAAAGGAAAGGCCUGGUGCAGUUUUGGUUUUUAUGACUGGCUGGGAUGACAUAAAUUCUCUGAAAGAUCAGCUCCAAUCUCAUCCCAUACUGGGAGAUCAAAGUAAAGUUUUGCUGCUUGUAUGUCAUGGUUCAAUGGCUAGCUCAGAGCAGAGGUUGAUAUUUGAUAAGCCUGAAGAUGGAGUAAGAAAAAUAGUCCUAGCUACCAAUAUGGCUGAAACGAGUAUCACCAUUAAUGAUGUAGUUUUUGUGGUUGAUUGUGGAAAGGCAAAAGAGACAUCAUAUGAUGCAUUGAAUAAUACUCCUUGUUUGCUCCCAUCAUGGAUCUCAAAGGCUGCUGCUCGUCAGAGAAGGGGAAGAGCUGGUCGUGUGCAACCUGGCGAGUGUUACCAUCUCUAUCCCAGAUGUGUCUAUGAUGCUUUUGUUGAUUAUCAAUUGCCAGAACUGUUGAGGACGCCUUUACAGUCUCUUUGUUUGCAAAUCAAAAGUUUACAUCUUGGAGGUAUUUCAGAGUUCCUAUCCAGGGCCUUGCAGCCACCAGAACCAUUAUCGGUUCAAAAUGCUAUUGAGUAUUUGAUGAUCAUCGAAGCUUUAGAUGAGAAUGAAAAUCUGACAUUGUUAGGACACUUCUUGUCAAUGCUUCCAGUCGAACCCAAACUUGGGAAAAUGCUCAUAUUAGGGGCUAUUUUUAACUGCCUGGAUCCUAUAAUGACCGUUGUUGGUGGUCUUAGCGUCCGAGAUCCUUUCCUCAUGCCAUUUGAUAAGAAGGAUCUUGCAGAGUCUGCAAAAGCCCAGUUCUCUGCUCGUGACUACAGUGAUCAUCUAGCACUUGUUAGAGCCUAUGAGGGUUGGAAAGAUGCUGAAAGGCAGCGUACUGGUUACGAAUACUGCUGGAGAAAUUUUCUUUCUGCACAAACUCUGAAAGCCAUUGAUUCCCUGAGGAAGCAGUUUUUUAGUUUGCUCAAGGAUGCUGGUCUGGCUGAUUGCAACACAGAAAUCAACAAUGCAUGGAGCCAUGAUGAGCAUCUUAUCCGAGCAGUUAUUUGCGCUGGUCUGUUCCCAGGAAUAUGCUCAGUUGUGAACAAAGAAAAAUCAAUAUUGUUGAAAACAAUGGAGGAUGGUCAGGUGCUUCUGUACUCCAAUUCAGUAAAUGCGCAAAAACCUAAAAUUCCAUACCCAUGGCUGGUUUUCAAUGAGAAGGUGAAAGUGAAUUCAGUUUUUCUUCGGGAUUCAACUGCAGUAUCUGAUUCAGUUCUGCUUUUAUUUGGAGGAAAUGUUUCCAGGGGAGGACUAGAUGGCCACUUGAAAAUGUUGGGCGGUUACCUGGAGUUUUUCAUGAAACCUACCUUGGCAGAUACUUAUCUAAGGUUAAAGAGGGAGCUUGAAGAACUGAUUCAAAAGAAACUUCUGAACCCCAAGUUGGAUUUUGGCACCCACAGUGAGCUUCUAUCGGCCAUUAGAUUAGUCAUCUCAGGGGACCAGUGUGAUGGUAGAUUUGUCUUUGGUCGCCAAGUGUCAAUGCCCUCAAAAAAGGCAACAAAAGAGAUGUUGGAAGGCACAGUGUUAAGAAGUGGUGGUGGUGGGUUAGAUAAUUCCAAGGGACAGCUGCAAGCAUUGCUUGCCAGGGCAGGACAUGAAGCACCCACCUAUAAGACUAGACAACAAAAAAAUAACCAGUUCUGUGCGUCUGUGAUCUUCAAUGGGUUGCAUUUUGCAGGGCAGCCUUGCAGAAACAAAAAACAGGCUGAAAAGGAUGCAGCAGCUGAAGCUCUACAAUGGUUGACUGGUGAUAGCGGAUCAUUUGGCAGCAAUAUCGACCAGAUGUCAAUGCUUCUAAAGAAGAGCAAAAAGAAGCGUGUGAAAUGAAGUUAAAUUAAUGGUGCUAAGGGAAGCUGGUACAUCAAUGAUUAAGACUGAAAUUUUUCAUCACUUUGUUACUGAGGAGGAGAAGAGUACUGGGUUCGACUUGAAAUUCAUGAUGGCACAAACCUUGAGAAUCUAUAGCUCAGAUAUUUUUCUCAUUCAAUUACAGUUGUACAGGAUGUUGUAGUUAGAAGUUCAUGAAAAAGUUGUCCUUUUGGCACCCUUGUUUUUGGAAUUGGGUGGUAGAUUAAAGUCUUCGGAGGCAGGCGCUGGGGUUCCUUUCUAGAUUGAUUGAAGAAACUGAAGUUGAUUGUUUUUGAGGGAAGGUGUCGUCUUUCCUAUUGCGGAGGCUGCAUCCGUGAACUUAUUGCUGCAGCAGGUAGCCACCGUUGCAUCUGUAUCUUAUUGUCCUGUGUUGGAAGAAUUACCAGGAAAUCUUUUGGCGGACAAAAAUACUGACAAGAUGAUAUACAAACUCUAAAGAGAUGGCGGCUACUCCACACACUUGCUCUUUUUACUUUCAUGAUGUAAAAUUAUGUCUUAAUUAAACAGAAACUAGGCGGGAGAAAUCCUGACUGAAGUCAUGCAUUAUUAUGCUACAAUUGGUUAUUUAUUUGAGGACAUGGCAACAGGAAAAUGGAGGGAAGGGAGGGGGGUAGGCAAGGGAAGGGAAUAAGAGAAGAUUGUAUUAUUCUGUCGGCAGUGAAGGGAAAAGGAAAGCCAAAUUGUAGAAGUGGAAUACUAAUGCGUCUCUUGUGCUUACAUAAUCAUUAUUCUUUCCUUCAAA